AUGCCUCGAUUUGAUGACUCUGACUUCGUGGCCGACUCUCGUCCUAACGAGAUCACCAGCAAUCCUCGCAAUGGCCUACCCAUCCCUAGUGAUGGUGGUAACACCAUUGAGAUCCCCUCCUCUCGCAGCGCUAUCAGUGAUGCUGCCGCGCUUAUGCACAACCUCAGCCUGUCGCCCUCCAUGAAGGAGCGACGGAGCUCACGCAACUCUUUUGGUACUUCUUUGCCUAUUCCUCGCUCACCGCGUCACUCUCGUCUGUCUUCCUGGAAGACAGAUCGUCCCGCAGUUUCGCGUGACAUCCUGACCUCGCAGGUCCAGGACAUGUUCAAGGAAAAAGUCGAGUGUGCUAAAAACAUGGCUUUUGCUUUCGACAUUGACGGUGUGCUGGCACACGGACCUGAACCUAUUGAAGAGGCCAAGGCCGCAUUGAAGAUCUUGAACGGUGAAAACGAGCUAGGCAUCAAGAUCCCCUACAUCCUGUUGACCAACGGUGGUGGUAAAACCGAGGUGGCUCGCUGUGAGCAGCUCUCGCAGAUGCUCGAGGCACCCAUCUCUACCGAGCAGUUCAUUCAGUCUCACACUCCAAUGCAGGCCCUGUCCGAGUACUACGAGACUGUGCUCGUGUGCGGUGGCGAGGGCUAUAAAGUUCGUGAGGUGGCCGAGACCUACGGCUUCAAGAAUGUCGUCCACCCCAAGGACAUUCUCGCUUGGGACCCGACUGUGUCGCCAUGGCGCACAUUUACGGAGGCGGAUCGAGUAAAUGCCAAGCCUCGCGAUUUCUCCAAGAUGAAGUUUGACGCUAUCCUCGUCUUUGCCGAUUCCUACGACUAUGCCACAGACUUUCAGAUCAUCAUGGAUCUGUUGCUGUCCGAAGAUGGCAAGCUUCUCACUCGCGCGAAGGAUCCCGUCGCUAGCCGUAUUCCCAUCUACUUUUCCCAGGGUGAUUUGGUCUUCCCAACCAAUCACAAGGGCCCUCCCCGUCUGACCCAGGGAGCCUUCCGUAUCGCCAUUGAGGCCCAAUACAAGGCUCUAACUGGCUGUGAGCUCGAGCGUGUGGUCUACGGCAAACCUGAGCGCGCCACUUACACUUACGCCGAUGAGGUUCUCAAGCACUGGAUGGAAGAGCUCCACACCGAGCACCGACUCCCCAAGAAUGUCUACAUGGUUGGCGACAACCCGCAGUCCGACAUCAUUGGCGGUAAUAUGUACGGCUGGAACACUUGCCUCGUCCGCACUGGUGUCUUUCAAGGUAAGGAGGGCGAGAAUGAUCCCAACAACCCCGCCAGCUUUGGUGUCUUCGAAAAUGUUCUGGAGGCUGUUCAGGCUGCUAUCCGCAAGGAACUUGGACAAGACUUCAAGCUCAAGUGGAACCCUAAGGUCAAUCCCGUUCUUCACGGUGAUGAGUCCAGCGUUGCUAUUGAGUAG
This is a messenger RNA of Penicillium pulvis, 1425 nucleotides long. Its product is annotated as phosphatidyl synthase. The coding region runs from base 1 to 1425 and encodes 474 amino acids. Lineage: Eukaryota; Fungi; Ascomycota; Eurotiomycetes; Eurotiales; Aspergillaceae. Gene Ontology annotation, biological process: glycerophospholipid biosynthetic process. The record is from RefSeq and is a predicted model, not a curated record. The transcript has a single exon. Gene Ontology annotation, cellular component: mitochondrion.